Centropristis striata (black sea bass) is the source of this 6937-nucleotide messenger RNA. Its product is annotated as serine/threonine-protein kinase 38-like. Lineage: Eukaryota; Metazoa; Chordata; Actinopteri; Perciformes; Serranidae. Gene Ontology annotation, biological process: peptidyl-serine phosphorylation; intracellular signal transduction. The transcript is spliced from 14 exons. The coding region runs from base 306 to 1697 and encodes 463 amino acids. Gene Ontology annotation, molecular function: protein serine/threonine kinase activity; ATP binding. The record is from RefSeq and is a predicted model, not a curated record.
UCAUAGCGAUAAAGACGGGGGUAAUCGCUGCAUUUCGAGGUCAGGGGGUAAAAAUAAAGAAAGUGAAAUAAUUUUAAAUAAUUUCCGGUUAGCUCACUGUCCACGUCAGAGGACUUUUGUUAUGAUUUGUCGUUGAAAUGGGCGAUGUUUAUUGUGCAGCCUGAUAAGUUCCUCUAAAGGGUGGUGAAUAACUGGAGCCUCUAGCCUUCAACUGCCUAAAUAUUAGGCAGAAAACACAUAUUUCUCUUAUAUCGUGCGGUGGCGGCAGCCAAUAAUUGACUCUGGAGCAGGACACGGAGGAUAGUAUGGCCAUGACGGGAGGGACUGCAGCUGCCCUUCCCAUGAGCAACCACACCCGAGAGAGGGUGACUGUGGCCAAGCUGACACUGGAGAACUUCUACAGCACUCUGCUGACCCAGCACGAGGAGCGUGAGAUGAGGCAGAAGAAGCUGGAGAAGGCCAUGGAUGAGGAGGGUUUGCCAGACGAAGAGAAAGUGAUGCGCCGCUCGCAGCAUGCCCGAAAGGAGACAGAGUUUUUGCGGCUGAAGAGGACGCGGCUCGGCUUGGAUGACUUUGAGUCCCUAAAGGUUAUCGGACGGGGUGCAUUUGGAGAGGUCCGUUUGGUGCAGAAAAAAGACACGGGGCAUAUUUACGCCAUGAAGAUUUUGAGAAAAGCGGACAUGCUGGAGAAAGAACAGGUUGCUCAUAUCCGGGCAGAGAGGGACAUUCUGGUGGAGGCGGACGGCGCGUGGGUGGUCAAGAUGUUCUACAGCUUCCAGGACAAGAGGAACCUCUACCUCAUCAUGGAGUUCCUGCCUGGAGGUGACAUGAUGACCCUGCUGAUGAAGAAGGACACACUGUCCGAAGAGGCAACCCAGUUCUACAUCGCAGAGACAGUUCUGGCCAUCGACUCCAUCCACCAGCUGGGCUUCAUCCACAGAGACAUCAAACCUGACAACCUGCUGCUGGACUCCAGGGGACAUGUGAAGCUGUCAGAUUUUGGCCUGUGUACGGGACUGAAGAAGGCUCAUCGCACAGAAUUUUACAGGAACCUGACGCACAACCCACCCAGUGAUUUCUCCUUUCAAAAUAUGAACUCUAAGAGGAAAGCAGAAACCUGGAAGAAGAACCGGAGGCAGCUGGCUUAUUCUACUGUGGGAACACCAGACUACAUUGCUCCUGAAGUCUUCAUGCAGACGGGAUACAACAAGCUGUGUGACUGGUGGUCUCUGGGUGUCAUCAUGUAUGAAAUGCUCAUCGGUUACCCACCAUUCUGCUCCGAGACGCCACAGGAGACAUACAGGAAGGUGAUGAACUGGAAGGAAACCCUCGUCUUCCCGCCUGAAGUUCCCAUCUCAGAGAGGGCCAAAGACUUGAUAUUAAAGUAUUGCACUGAUGCUGAGAACAGGGUUGGAGCUGUGAGUGUCGAUGAGAUUAAGAGUCAUCAGUUUUUUGAGUCUGUGGACUGGGAGCAUAUCAGGGAGCGGCCAGCAGCCAUCUCCAUCGAAAUAAAGAGUAUCGACGACACCUCAAACUUUGACGACUUCCCUGAAUCGGACAUCCUUCAGCCAGCCAAUGCAACGGAGCCAGACUUCAAAUCGAAGGAUUGGGUGUUCCUCAACUACACAUACAAACGCUUCGAGGGUCUGACUCAGCGAGGCACCAUCCCCACAUACAUGAAGGCAGGGAAGGCCUGACACGGGGAGACGGCGUCGUGGAGACAAAACAGACGUUUACGGACACAGGGUCGGGCCGCAGAGCCCCGCUGGUGCUGAAGGCUGGCCGCCAGCCUCUCAGUAUAAAUUUAACCCUCAUCACAAGUUAUUUAGGUCUGCUCAGCCGCCGCAAGAACGCCAAGAGCUCGGAAAUGAAGGAGCGUUACCGCAUUACCUCGGUUGUUUAUAUCGUAUACACGUGCCGUCUUUAGCCAUAGCUCUCAGGCCAGCUCACCAACUAGGACACUAAAUCAGCAUAUCUGCAUGUUCAGCAGCGUAGUGCUUCUGGAGGUUUUUUAUUGCCCAUAAAAGCGACAGUGGGAACGAGGAUUGAGUACAAAUCACUGCUUCAACAUCUUCACAGCGAUAGUUUUUACACUGGUGGCGAAAUUAGCUUUGAUGCAAACAUCAUUUCUAAUACUGAAGACAAGCUAGAGACACUAUUCAGAAUGAUUAGUGCGUAAGAACAUGUUCCCCUUAUGUGUUCUUGCCCAAACUGUUAUACUCUGGAUUUUAAAGGAGAGUUCCAGCAUGAUUUCUGGGAGAUUCUGGGUUUACUUGUUGGCAAAAUGCUAGUCAGAAAAAUGCUACUAGAUCCCAAUGGAAGACUAUUUAGUAUCAAAACUGUUUGAGACAAUAGUGGGAAAUGUUGAAAAUGUGAAGGCAGCAUCGUAUUUAUAUGCCUUAUGUUUAUAGACUAGUCUAGCAGACACAUUUUAGCCGUGCUAGUAGUGUACCUGUUACAACUGGACAACCCCUUCUCACUCCCAACUUGUCAAAUGCAGAUGCUUGAUCAGAGCCUCUCACGUCAUAUACGGACGCACACUGCCAAAAAGGUGUGUCUAGAAACAAGAUAAAAACACAAAAUCUGCUAGGUAAAGAAGGUACUGUGUGGUAUAGGUACCCCACCCCAACUAUUCCUGUCUUUUUGUUCUGUAUAAAAUGUUAAAAAUGCCUCAGUAAAAAGUUAAUAAAAAACAACAACAAAAACACUAAAUCUGAGGGAAAUGAUCUUGCUGCAUGGACAGCAGAUUGUAAAUUGUUAAAUCUAGAAAAUCUAGAAAUAAGCAUGCUGAAUGCUUAAAAUAAGAAAUUAGCUCUUAAAAAAAGAUAAAUUAUCUAAAACUUCUAAAUCUAAACAUUUUUUGUUGUUGUAGGAAACAAAUAAUUGCAGCUUUAAUUUAUCUUGUUUAAAGAGUUAAUUUCUUAUUUUAAGUGUUCAACAUGCUUAUUUCUAGAUUUAAUCAUCUGAAUUUAAGAAAUCUUGUCAAAUGAAAUUAUCUGUCCAUGCAGAAAGGUCAUUUCCCUCAGAUUUAGUGUUUUUAUCUUGUUUUUAGACACAAGCAGUGGGUAUACUCGGGUACACAGGACAUGCCCACCUCUCUUUCUGGUCAUUUACAGUGUUAGAUAUUGGAGCAUACUGGAGAAUAUACCCACUUCCUCCUGGGUAACCUACACAUCUACCUAGUAGUACACCCACCUCAUCAGCUAGUGUCUGUAUGAGAUGAAGAUUGUUCAGGUGGUGAAAGGGUCAAACAAAUGUCAGACUUUGACCCAGGACACUGGUCUUUAUGUCAAAUGUCACCAGUGGUAUUUUAAGUUAACUUGUAACUUAAUUUCAGUUCAUAGAUGUGUAACAUUCUAGGCUCCUACGUAACUGCGUCCAGUAGUAACAUACGGAAGUAGUUAUUUUACUUGGGGUAAAAUAACUACUUCCGUACACUGUUCUUUUUUAACAGUACCCAAGUUGUCUUGUUGCCAAAACUGUACUUUUUAUGUGGACGUGAGCUUUAUUUUAAAAGCAACUAUGCAUCUAAUGAGUUAAAACCGACACUCCGUCCCUGACAUGUCAAAAACUGAUGCUAGAGGGGUUUAUGGAUUAAUAUUUUUGAAGCGUAGAGCCACUGACCAAGUGUUGUUAUCAGACAAGCUGGGAGUGAGAUUGUUUUGCAAUGACAUUUGGCACCUUCACACUCAGGAUGAAGUGUAAAACCUUCCUCUAACGUUUCCUCUAGCACCAUCAUCUGGUCAAAUUAGUUUGUCUCACAAUAAAAAAAAAAGACAUUUUCAUCAGCAUCAGCUGUACUAGUGUUAAUUAACAAAUGCUAAACUAAGAUGGUGAACAUGGCAACAAUGACAUACAGUCAUGGAAAAUUUCUUGUUCAUUUUAAUGCCUGGUACAACAAAAGGUACAUUUGUUUGGACAACUAUAAUGAUAACAAAAAAAACCCCAUGGAAAAUGUCUAGAUAUCAUCUCUUAAAUUAAACUCUUAUCAGCUAUUUUUGUUGUUAUCAUUAUAUUUGUCCAAACAAAUGUACCUUUAGUUGUACCAGGCAUUAAAAUGAACUAGAAAGCAAGGAGAAAACAAGGGUGGUCUAAUCAUUUUUUUCCAUGACUGUAUAUUUAGCAUCAAUAUUUCAGCAGUGUCUCUGGAUGUUAGCACACUGAUUUUAGCAUUUAGCUCAGAACAAUGCUUUUUCUCACAGCUUGUGCGAAAAUCCAUUUAUAUAGAUAUAAAAAACAGGGCAUUCUUCAUAAUAACAGUAAUAUAAUUAUUUUUUGCCAUUUAUUCACAGUGAUUGUUCCCAGGAACAAUGAGCACUGAAGGAAUAGAAAAUCGCAAAGAAACAAACACAAUUCAAGUCAUGCUGGAGCCCUCCUUUAACCCAUGUGGUGUUGGCACAAGGACGACUCUUUUGUGGCAUGCCUCUGCGCUACUGCUUUUCUUACUUGUUGCCAGGAAACGUGUGAAUACAGUUUGCCCUGUCCUUGACAUCCGUUACUGUGGAGUGCUGCACAUGCAUACAUAACUCCAAACAAACUGCAGAGUGUGUCUCUUCCCUUCAGAGCCUCUUGUUAUGAUCAGAUCAGUGCUACAGUAAAUGAUAUUUCCCCUGAUUAUCAAUUAUAAUUCUAAUGAUCCAGAGGGCCAAUCGCUUCCUUCUUAGAUGGACAAAACAUGCAAAGUGCCUUUAAAUAGCUGAUAAAUAUUUGCCCAGAUAUUUUAGAGAUGUUAUCGGAAAUUAAUCAGAAGGUGUUAUUAGAAAUGGUAAAGUUAUUUGAAAGACAAUUGAAAGAAAGUCACUUUGUGGAAGGAUUGUCUCUUAAAGCAAAUAGAAAGCAUUGAUGUGUCAGUUGUAUUUAGUGUGUCUGCAGUGGUAAAACAUCAAGUGAUAAAUCUGAUGAAACAUAGGCAAUUUAGAAAAAAGAAAGGAUUUUUAUAGGUUAGAUCACUAAACAAAGGGCCCAUAAAACCACAAGGCGUCAAAGCAAACACAAUGAACAAAAUGUCUUUGUUUGUCAGGUAACGAAUGAACUAAAAUAGAAGCUAAAUCAGAAUAGUUUAACAUGGUGGAAAGACAAAUGUAUGUAUUUUGUCUUUGAGGUUCCUAAAAGUCUUAUUUUUAUUUAAAAUGAACUAUCCAUGGGAUGUAUUUAAUGUUCUUUUUCACCCUCUACAUAAAAGCUAAUGUCAGGCCUGUCUUUCUCAACAAUACAAACAAUUUAACCAUCUCAUCUGCUCAGAGUUGUGACUAGACACAGCGCUAGAAAAUAGUUACCAAAGAACUCUGAUCAUCACCUGUUAUGAUCUGAACACAAAUUCAGAUGUAGCUGUCGCUUACUGCACUUAACUUUAAACUACCUUAAAAAAAACACAUUUCAAAGAGAGCUAAACAUGGUUAUGGAAUAAUUUGCCAUUUCUAUUUCUACACUUGGGUGUAGAAAACGAGUGAGCAGAGACAGAUGUUUUUCAGUUAGCACAUCUGUUAAGUGUCAAAGCUAUAAAUGUACAUACAGGGACAGGAAAUAUAGUGAGGAAGUUCAGCUGUAGCCAUCACAGGAAUCCCAUACUAAACCGUUUGUGGUGCUAUUUCUGGGGAAUUGAUCGAGAGAGUAAGUGGUUGCAGGAUGAUUUAGUGAUUUAGUGUAUAAUAAUACACUUGUGCCAGUCUCUAUUCUUAUAUUUUAUAUGUUUCACUGUAAGUCAUCCAGGUAGUCCUGUUACAGUUGGCCAAGAAUGCACCAUAAUGACAUGGUAAGAUGUGUAAAAAAAAAAAAAAAGGGUUAAGUGAUGUGUAUAUUUGUGCAUUAUUUAUUAUUUUUCAUGUUUGUUGAUAGAUGACAUUUCAUGUUAACACUUGGAUUGGAUUAUUUAUAUUAAUUGGCUUCCCUAGAAAUUAAAGGGGCGCUCCAACGAUUUUGUGUUGGACCUCUCUAAAGCUAGAUAUUAGUACUUGACUUUUAGUCCAAAGCAUGGCCAAAUGUUACAAAAAUAGUGAGUCCUACAAUUCCCAUGAUGCAAUUGGAUUUGCAGCUUUUAUUAUACCUUAUAUCUGUCUCUACCCGAUCUGUACACCCUGCCCGAUUGGUUCUGUGCAUGUGCAACUCUCAACAGAGAUAGGUAGAAAGAUGUGAAAUCAGUUUUGUUUUUAUGUUUUUUUAAUUUUAAAAAUGAUUAGACCACCCUUGUUUUCUUCAAUUUCUUGUUCAUUUUUAUACCUGGUACAACUAAAGGUACAUUUGUUUGGACAAAUAUAAUGAUAACAACAAAAAUAGCUGAUAAGAGUUUAAUUUAAGAGCUGAUAUCUAGCCAUUUUCCAUGGUUUUCUUGAAAAUGAUUUUGGUUAUUAUCAAGAAAACCAUAGAAAAUGGCUAGAUAUCAGCUCUUGAUUAAAAACACCCAUUUUUGUAGGUGAUGGUGGAAGUAGCUAGCGAGUCGGCCAUCUUGCUCCCUUCCCAUCUCUGUUGAGAGUUGAACAUGCAUAGACUCCAUCAGGCAGGAUGUACAGAUCAGGUAAUGGCGGUACCCUUUCUGUCUAGUAAAUGCCGAUACCUUUCAAAUCCCAGUUUGUAACGUGGCAUUUCAAUGCAAGCCAUGACGACCCUUAUGAUAACACUAUGACAUCAUCAGGGUAAUCUUUUACUUUAAAACCCUCCCUCCAGAGCCUCAGAAAAAGUAAUUGUCCUCCCUGUGGCAUGGGGCUGUGACAUGAUGCAGAGUAACCUGAUCUCGAUGUGUAAAACAAUUGAGUGCCCCUUUAAUUACAAACCGAAAAUGUUCGGAAACGUAUUGCAUCACAUCCGAUGCACAGCCCUGAUUGGCCAGUAUUCCACCCCAACAAAAAAAAAAUCAAAUGUCUGAUUCUUAACUAAAUACAAAUCAAACUAAGUCCAGUCUGCAAUAAGAUGUGGUCCUACUGUAUGACCUCAGCAAGACAGA